GAGCGGGAAGGGCGACGGGAUCUGCUUCUUGGCUCCGCCCCACUCCGCACCCCCUGGCCCUGGCCCUGAGCAACAGCAGCCCCUAAUUGUUACACUCGGCGACGGCGAUUGUGAAGUCAGCUCAUUGCACCCGCAUCCCAGCUGAACUCAGGGCGGGCCUGCUGCCUCCCGUUUCUCUCUGCUUCCUGUCUGCUUGGUUGCCCUGCGGGGUGACCGCUGCGGUCCCAGACAAGCGAGAUGGCGUCGGAGCUGUUCUGGAAAGUGGGGGAUGGGGAGGAGGCCAUGAUGAAAAAGGAAACCCUCAACGUGUCGAAUCCAAUGUCGGAGCCCUUUCCGAACCCCAAGUCUAUGAACAGGACGGUGGCCACCAAAGGAUUCCCACUUUCCUCAAGGGGCAGUUUGUUUAACUUCACGGAGGAAGACAUCAGCAAUCUACCGAGGCCGAUGCCGGAGGAGGAGUCCGAGUGCAGCUCCGACGACAGCAGCACCUCCCCCGUCUCGUCCCCCCUGCUGAACCCCAUCAAACUGGCCGUGACCCAGCCCAACAGCAGCUUCUUUGCGGGGCUGCUGGAGGGCGAGCUGAACAAGCUCAGCCCCUCCCCAGCGGCCAAGGCUGACAAGGAGGACCUGGCCCUGUGCCUCCACCAGCCGAAGUCCCAAACAGCCCCCGGGGGCCUGCUGGACCUCGACAACCCCGCGGUGGACAUGGACACCACCUCCACGUCCUCGAAGUCCUCCGUGGUCACGGACGUGCCCGAGGCGCCCUUCAUCUGCGAACACACGGUCAGCGACUACACGGCCGUGAUCUCCUGGACCUACGCCCUGAGCAAGCAGCCGGUCAGUUUCUACCAGGUCCUGCUGCAGGAGGUCGUCAGGAACGACAGCAACCUGAAGACAAAGAGCCGCCCGUGGAUCUUCCACAAGAUCCUGGGCACCACCGUCAAGCUGAUGGAGCUGAAGCCAAACACCACCUACUGCCUCAUCGUCCGGGCCGCCAACACGGCCGGGGUGGGGAAGUGGUGCGAGCCCUACAAGUUUGCAACCGUCGCCAAUGACCUCAGCAGCUUCCCCGAGAACAACCCCAUCCAGGUCACGGUACGGCGCAGGGAGCCCCAGCGCAAGACGGUGGCCAUCAGGCCGGAGGAGAUGCGGAGGCUGGAAGAUCUGGAAUACCUGCUUCCUUACUGAGGGGGGUGGGGUCCCACACCCUGCCGGCCAGGUCAGCCACGCACGGCCCACAGCUGCUGGGCACCCCCUCCCCAGAUCUGGGCUGGGUCCAAGUCCCUCAUUAAAGAACUGCAGGCCACUCGGCACCCCUACAUUCCGCUUCAUGCUGCGCACAGCCUCAGCUGGGCUGCCGGCGCCUACCUUCCUGGCUCCUGCCAGAACCCAGAGUCUGGGUGGGUGGGGAGGACGGAAGGG
Molecule: messenger RNA, 1422 nt
Organism: Phyllostomus discolor (pale spear-nosed bat)
Lineage: Eukaryota; Metazoa; Chordata; Mammalia; Chiroptera; Phyllostomidae
Gene: FNDC8
Product: fibronectin type III domain containing 8
Exons: 4
Coding region: 238-1188 (316 amino acids)
Cellular component (GO): nucleus
Molecular function (GO): protein binding
Source: RefSeq, a predicted model, not a curated record